Molecule: messenger RNA, 1074 nt
Organism: Mycena indigotica
Lineage: Eukaryota; Fungi; Basidiomycota; Agaricomycetes; Agaricales; Mycenaceae
Product: TauD-domain-containing protein
Exons: 4
Coding region: 1-1074 (357 amino acids)
Cellular component (GO): cytoplasm
Molecular function (GO): 2-oxoglutarate-dependent dioxygenase activity
Source: RefSeq, a predicted model, not a curated record
AUGACCCCAGACUCGGAGCCCAUCGUGACAUACGAUAUUAACAUACCCUAUCAGGACAACAAUGUGGACGCCACCAGCAAGAUGAAGUAUCCACAGUACAAGCCUACAUGGGACCCAGUUUGGUUCGAGCCACUUCCCGAGUUUGUCUUCGUAGACCCCGCAACCCGUGCAGCCUCACACAAGCCCCACUUGUUGUCAUCUCUCGGCGUAGUGUCCGAGAACUUGACGCCAAAGAUGGGGACUGUAUUGCGAGGAGUAGAUCUGACGGAAUUGACGACGAACGCCAUGGCCAAGGACGAGUUGGCUCUGCUCAUCGCAGAGCGUAAGAUCGUCGUGUUCCCAGACCAGGAAGCGUUCAUCAAUGCGGGUCCUGAUGUACAGCAGGGUUUCAUGGACUACUUUGGGAAGAGAAACUACCAGCCGGUUUCGGGGAGUAUUCCCGGUCACCCAGGAUUUCACAUCAUCCACCGAGACGGUAACAGACCUGAGCUUGAAGCUUUCUUCGCGAGGAAAACUACAUCAUGUCUCUGGCACCAGGACGUAAGCUAUGAGCGACAACCUCCAGGCUAUGUGAUGCUUGCUCUCCUCGACGGACCAAAAUGCGGAGGGGAUACCGUUUUCGCUGCUACAGAUGAUGCAUUCAGCCGUCUUUCCCCGACUUUGCAGAAUUUCUUGUCGACUCUUCGCGUAACACACUCCUCUGCAAAUAUGCUCAACCACACCAAACUCGCGGGAGGCAUCGUGAGGAAAGAUCCAGUUACGUCCAUCCACCCACUGGUUCGCGUCCACCCAAUCACCGGCGCGAGGUGUUUGUUCAUCAAUGGUGAAUUCAUCACGGGCGCUGUCGGUUUGAAGGAUGUCGAAUGGGCCGCCCUUUCGGAUUUUCUCUUAAAACACAUAAUCGAGUCGCAUGACGUUCAAGUGCGUGUUCAUUGGCAACCCAAAACAGUUGUUAUGUUCGACAAUCGCUCUACUUUGCAUACGGCUGUGGUGGAUUAUGUUGACGAUGACGGUGCUCAACCUAGACACAUAUUCAGACUAGCUGCGAUGGCAGAGAUACCGAUGGCGGUGUAG